Molecule: messenger RNA, 1810 nt
Organism: Blepharisma stoltei
Lineage: Eukaryota; Ciliophora; Heterotrichea; Heterotrichida; Blepharismidae
Source: the annotation of a GenBank genome assembly
AUGGGAUGCUGCUCAGGCAGGGUAUCUUUUACGUAGCUGCAAAAGCAUAUGAAUGAGCCUAGCUUAAUGAUGAUUAAAGAAGGCCAAGAAAUUGUUGAUAAAACUUAUUUUUCAAAUGCUUCUAGUAAUUAUAUGAGUAUCAGAAGUAAUCAUUACAGCAAACAAUUCAAUGUAGCUUCAAUAGAGAGCAAACAUUUGAACCAAGAAUUAGAGUAAAAUCUAUCUAGAGAGCUCAGCUUAGCUUUAUCAAAUAUGAAUUUAGAAAAAAUAGAAGAAGUUUUCGAAUCCAGCACAAGAAUAACGAUAGAUGCCAUUUUUCAUUCCUGAGCGGAAAACCCAAAAACGAUAGGAGAGCUAGCUAUACAUCAAUUCGGGAUUUUUGUUACAGAAAAAGGUUUAGCUCAUGAGCCAUUAUUUAUUGAAUCAAUCAAAAAAACGGAAAUCGUUGAUAAGCUACUUGAAUAUGCCAAAAGUCAAGAAAGGGAUAAAUAUGAAGCAGCUGUUUUAGCUUUAUGUUCCUUAUUGGAAAAUCAAGCUUUUUCUGAAAUUUUAAUAAAGAAAAAUGCAUUAGCAAUAUUCAUCAAGCAUUUGAAUGACGAAAAAGAAUGGCUUAGAGGGACUGCUGCUUUAUGCUGUAGAAACUUAUAUGUAGCUAGGCCAAGAAUGCAGCAGGAAUUUAUUGAUGGAAAAGGAAGUGAGCAGCUGUUGAAGCUUCUUAGAUCAGAAAAUAGCAUAACUGUUUUUGAAACAAUUUUGAAUCUUUUACUCCCCCUUCUCUCAAUGAGUGAGCAAAAACUAUUGCAAAAAUCCCUAUUUUUGGACCGAAAACCCACCCUGUGAGUGAACAAAAAAUUUUAUGAAUAAGUGAUAAUUAAUAUAAUGAAAUCUCUUUCUAAUUCUGUUCAAUUUUAACAGCUUUCAUUUUAAAAAACAUCAGUUUUUACAAAUUAAAUUAGUAUUUUCUUUAAAAUUACAUCGAAUUUGGAUUUUUUUUAAAAAUUGAAAAAAAAAUUUACUAUAAACUUUCUAUAUAAAUUGCUUGAAAAAAAUUAAUCCCCAGAAACAAAUUUUUUGUCCGCUAACGGGGGGAGCUAGACUUAAUAUUGGAUGAUAAAGACAGAAUCCAAAUAAAUAUAAAAGAAAAAUUACAAGAUUUAUGUAUUAUAUAGUUUAUGCACCAUAAUAGAUCGAUGUACUCCAGGAGAAUACCGAUCAGAAAAAAAAUAUUGUCUAUGACACUUGCCUUAUAGAGCCUAAGUCUGAUUAGGCAUCGUAAAACCAUAAUCAGAGAUUUAACGUUUUGGUUUUUGUUUUUUCAAAAAAUUGGCAAAUGCAAAUUAAUUAAAAAAAGUAAAAAUUGAUGGUCAAUAAUGAUCUAAAACAUUUCAGGGGCUAUAGAUGAGCUGGAUAGGAUAAUAAUGGUAAAUUGUAUGCAGGAGACAAGUAUUUAUGACCAAGAUACAAUAAAUGAAGCUGCUAACUUUUCUUUUAAAUUGGAACAAAAAUCCUGUUUCAAUUUAGAGGAGGGCUUUUUGUUUAAAAAAAAAUUAUAUUAAAUUUUUCUCUUUAAAAUAUUUUUUCUUAAAUUUUUAAAAAUUAAAAAAAAUAUAAAUUGAAAUCAAUACUUUGAAUUUUAAUUUAUUUUUGUGAAGAAUUAAUUUAAAAAAUUUAAUCCCCUUAAUUGCACUUUUUCCAUUUAAAUUAUGCCAAAACUAAUUUAUAGAAUUUACAUUUUCACCAAAAAAAAUUUUCUUAUUAAAAUAUAUAUUAAAUUUAAAGAGGGAGUAAGUUUAAAAUUUUAUUUAAUUAA